This is a messenger RNA of Cylicocyclus nassatus, 978 nucleotides long. The record is from the annotation of a GenBank genome assembly. Lineage: Eukaryota; Metazoa; Nematoda; Chromadorea; Rhabditida; Strongylidae.
AUGGAGUCAUACAAGAAGGGCAAGCCACGUUCUAGUUUUCUUUAUGGAGUCAAUUCAUCUCCGUAUUCAGCUGCUCAACUUGCCACUGGUCCUAGCAACCAUAUAGAUCUAUCCUUUAUGUACCGAGCUUUGACAGAGAUCAGCGCCGAAGAAGGGGAGCGUCAGCAAGCGUUGGAGUAUACUGGCCUAUUUGUAAAUUGCCCAAAUGGGUGGAAGAUGCUCUCAAAUUCAGCUAUCUUUUCAUGUAUCUGGCUGAACCUACGAGAAUUGUGCAAGUACUUUAGCAGACUGAACCGAUCAAAAGAUCUUAGCCGUUCAAGGGCUGAAACGGAAGAUGUGCGAGCGAUCGCUGACUCGCUUUGCUCUUAUGGAAUCAAUUUCAUCAUUAAGGCGGCUUCAAAUCGAGCCAAGGGUCAAUUUCUCAUACAAAGAGGUGAUCGAGCAGAAGCAUCCGUGUAUCUCUCGCGGGCAGAUACGCUUCGAGAUGAAGUUGAUGUUGAGGGAAGUGAGGAAGAGAAGAAUGAGGAAACCACGGACGAGCUGGAUGCGAGACCGAACAAAGCGAUAAUGAGAGAAUUUUUGGAGAUAGAGCUCAAGCCUAACGCCUAUGAAGUAUAUGCCGCGCGCUUUAAAGACCUCCGAUGGGAUGCACUCGGUUUCGGUGCAUUUCGUACCGGUGCACUCGACGGAGGAGGCUCGGGAUGGCCUCGGAGGGUCGAGGACGCCACCAAUUUUCGCCAGCUGGGGCACGUGCUCCAGACGCUGCCGUCAGGAAGAGCAGGCACUGACGGUCCGGCCACUGUUGCUCUUCCAGACCGGUGGAGCGGCCACUACCCCACAGCCUUUGUUGGCUGCGGAAUAGUGGCCGCGUGGCUGCUCUUCCUGACGGCAGCGUCUGGAGCACGUGCCCCAGCCGGCAAAAAUUGGUGGCGUCCUCGGCUAAAUGCAACCAUCAAGGCAGUCUUUUCAGAAGUCUGA